Messenger RNA from Melanaphis sacchari, 2922 nucleotides. RefSeq names its product glycogen phosphorylase. The transcript is spliced from 14 exons. The record is from RefSeq and is a predicted model, not a curated record. Gene Ontology annotation, biological process: glycogen catabolic process. Gene Ontology annotation, molecular function: glycogen phosphorylase activity; pyridoxal phosphate binding. Gene Ontology annotation, cellular component: cytoplasm. Lineage: Eukaryota; Metazoa; Arthropoda; Insecta; Hemiptera; Aphididae. Bases 204 to 2753 code for a protein of 849 amino acids.
UCAUCGGCGGCUGGCCAACGACAACGACCUAAAACGUCUUCCAAAACACUUCCCGAGAAUAUCGUCCGAGAACACAUCGUGCACUUGAUUAAAAACAUCACGAUUCUUAUAGUGUGAGACACACACUCAUAUCUAUCCUCUUCACAUAUUGCACUUGUAUUACCAUCUAUCAAGGGUAUAGAUCAUAUUGAAAAAGCUUCAAUAUGCCGGCGGUGCAAAUCAACAAGCCUAAGGUAGAAAAACGCAAACAGAUCAGUGUCAAGUCCAUUGCGGAUGUUGAGGAUGUGGUGGCCAUGAAGAAAACUUUCAACCGGCACCUGCACUUCACACUAGUCAAGGAUAGGAAUGUAGCCACAAUCCGGGAUUAUUAUUAUGCGCUGGCGCACUCGGUCCGAGACAGCCUAGUGUCCCGGUGGAUCCGGACACAACAGCACCAUUAUGCAGUCAACCCGAAGCGUGUUUAUUAUUUGUCUUUGGAGUUCUUGGUUGGUCGUUCUCUCCAGAACACUAUGAUCAACCUCGGUAUUCAAAGUAGUGUUGAUGAAGCAUUGUAUCAAAUGGGAUUAGAUAUCGAAGAAUUGGAAGAUCUUGAGGAGGACGCCGGUCUGGGAAACGGUGGUCUAGGUCGUCUGGCUGCUUGUUUUCUAGACUCCAUGGCCACUUUAGGUCUAGCAGCUUAUGGUUACGGUUUGAGAUACGAGUAUGGUAUAUUUGCUCAGAAGAUAGUUAACGGUGAACAGAUUGAAGAACCAGACGAUUGGCUCAGAUUUGGAAACCCGUGGGAAAAAGCUAGACCCGAGUAUAUGUUACCAAUUCAUUUCUUUGGAAAGGUAGUAGACACACCGACCGGCAAAAAGUGGAUCGACACUCAAGUUGUGUUCGCGAUGCCGUAUGAUAGUCCAGUACCUGGAUAUCAGAACAACAUCGUUAACACUAUGCGAUUGUGGUCUGCAAAAUCUCCAGUCGAAUUCAACUUAAAGUUUUUCAACGACGGUGAUUAUAUUCAAGCUGUUCUCGAUAGAAAUUUAGCUGAAAAUAUAACUCGUGUUUUGUAUCCCAACGACAAUGUAUUCGAAGGCAAAGAGUUGCGUUUGAAACAGGAAUAUUUCAUGUGUUCCGCUACGCUCCAAGACAUUAUCCGAAGGUUUAAAGCGACGAAAAAAGGUGAACUGCGAACCGACUUUAACUAUUUCCCAGACAAAGUGGCUUUGCAGUUGAACGAUACUCAUCCGGCAUUAGCCAUCCCAGAGUUGAUGAGAAUCCUCAUAGACAUCGAAGGUCUAUCGUGGGAAGCCGCUUGGGACAUCACCGUCAAAACUUGCGCUUACACCAAUCACACUGUAUUGCCCGAAGCAUUGGAACGUUGGUCAGUGUCAUUGAUGAGCAGUAUAUUGCCGAGACACAUGCAAAUCAUUUACGAAAUCAAUUUCCUACACUUGCAAGAAGUACAAAAACGUUGGCCAAACGACAAUUCGCGCCUGAAGAGAAUGUCAUUGAUCGAAGAAGACGGAGACAAGAGAGUAAACAUGGCUCACUUAUCUAUUGUCGGAUCUCAUGCUGUCAAUGGCGUAGCUCGUAUUCAUUCAGACAUCAUCAAGAAUGACUUGUUCAGGGACUUUUACGAACUGUCACCAGAAAAGUUCCAAAACAAAACCAAUGGUAUUACACCACGUAGAUGGUUACUUCUCUGCAACCCCAAUUUAUCAGAUAUCAUUGGAGAGAGAAUCGGUGAUAAUUGGAUCACGCAUUUGGACGAGCUGACAAAUUUAAACCAACUUGUAAACGAUCAAAGCUUUAUUCUAGAUGUACAAAAAGUCAAACAAGAAAACAAAAUGAAAUUAGCUCAUUGGUUGGAAUCCGAGUACAAUGUCAAAAUCAAUGUUAACUCGAUGUUUGAUAUUCAGGUGAAGAGAAUCCACGAAUAUAAGAGACAACUUUUGAAUUGCCUGCACAUUAUCACCAUGUACAACAGAAUCAAGAAAAACCCAGAUAAAGAAUUUGUACCUAGAACAGUUAUGAUCGGUGGAAAGGCCGCCCCGGGUUACUACAUGGCCAAAAAAAUUAUUAAGCUCAUCAAUUAUGUUGGCAACAUAGUCAAUAACGACCCAGAGGUCGGAGACCGUCUGAAGGUGUUGUACUUGGAAAACUAUCGAGUGACUUUUGCUGAGAAAAUCAUGCCGGCAGCGGACCUUAGCGAGCAGAUAUCUACUGCGGGAACUGAAGCGUCUGGAACUGGCAACAUGAAAUUCAUGUUAAACGGUGCACUCACCAUCGGUACGUUGGACGGUGCUAAUGUGGAAAUGGCCGAGGAGAUGGGAUCUGAAAACAUUUUUAUUUUCGGGAUGAAUGUCGACGAAGUUGAAUUGUUGAAGAGAAAAGGCUAUAAUGCUCAUUCGUACUACGAAUCAAUACCCGAACUCAAACAAUGCGUAGACCAAAUCCAAAAUGGAUAUUUCAGCCCCAAUAACCACGACGAGUUUAAGGACAUCGUUGACGUUCUCCUCAAAUGGGACAGAUUUUUCCUGUUGGCCGACUACCAAGAUUAUAUUAGAGCUCAGGAUAAAGUCAACGAAACUUACAUGGAUCAGACCAAAUGGACACGCAUGUGCAUCCGUAACAUCGCGUCGUCUGGAAAAUUCUCGUCCGACCGCACGAUCACUGAGUACGCCAGAGAGAUUUGGGGCGUAGAGCCAUCAUGGGAGAAAUUGCCGGCUCCACAUGAACGUAUUGCAGAUCUCCCGAAGCAGUCGUAAUAAUAUACUAUGUCGAUGAUGAUAGUAGUAUACUUGCAGAAACAUAAUAUUUAAUAUUUUAAUAUAAUAUAUUUAAUAUUUAUAAUAGGUACGCUUACGUGCAUAUACGGUUUUAAAGUUGGAAAUUUUUUUCUUUUCAACAAUUAAGCAAAAAAUAAUACCUAAUAUA